CUAUUCCAAGAUCUGCAGGGUCCUGGGGUUUGUGUCUGUGAGUGGAUGGGUGAAAGGAAACCUAGCUAAUGCCUCACCCAAAGCUGAGUAAAGCAAGGGCUGUUCCCAAGGUUUCCUGCAGGAAGGUGGUUUUCGAGAAAAAUGGACAAGAGCACUUCCGUUAGAGGGGGAUAUUUUAUCUAUAAAAGGAUCUCCUGAAUGGUCUGCUGAAGCCUUGUUUUUCCUCUCUCCAGCAGAAAGUGGGUGUCUUGAAACAGGCCUAGGGGUUUCUGACCCUUCUGGCCCCUGCACCAUGACCACAGUUAGUGUCAAGCCGAGUCAGCGCUUCCAGCUGUCUGACUGGUACACCAAUAGCUACCUGUUGUCCACCAAUGCUGAGAGGCAGCGAGAUGCUUCCCAUCAGAUCCGCCAGGAGGCCCGUGUCCUCCGCAACGAGACCAACAACCAGACCAUUUGGGAUGAACAUGACAAUAGGACUCGACUGGCAGAGAGGAUUGAUACGGUCAACCGGUGGAAGGAGAUGCUGGACAAGUGUCUAACAGAUUUAGAUGCUGAGAUCGAUGCCCUGACACAGAUGAAGGAGUCAGCAGAGCAAAACCUGCAGGCCAAGAACCUGCCUCUGGAUGUGGCAAUUGAGUGCCUUACUCUGCGGGACCGUCGGCGAGACAUUGAUAUGGUGAAUGACACUGUGGAAGAUGAGCUGCACAAAGAGGUGGAGGUCAUUGAUGCCACCAAGAAGGCCUUGCAACAGAAGAUUGACCAGGCAUUCGAGCAGCUCUGCCUCCUACAGGAAGUCCGACAGCAGCUUAACUGUGAUCAUCGGGGCAAAAUGGAGACACUGGAGAUUGACAGAGGUUGCCUCUCUCUCAACGUCAACUCUCCAAACAUCUCUCUGAAGGUCAAUCCUACACGCAUCCCCAAUGGCUCCUCCACACUCCAGCAGUGGGAUGACUUCAGUCAAUUCAGCAAGAAUCGAGCAGAGGCUGAGAUGAAAGCAGCCAUAGAGCUGAGGGAGACCAUAGCCCUAACUAUUGCUGAGACCAAUAAUGAACUUGAAGCCCAGAGGGUUGCAACAGAAUUUGCCUUCAGGAAGAGACUUCGGGAGAGGGAGAAAGUGUACAGUGAGCUCAGGUGGCAAGAGAAGAAUGUGAGCUUUUGUGUAAUCUCCCGGGGUCUGGAGUUCCUUCAGUGGGAUGGGGCACCCGAUACCCUGCCAAGAAGCCCUGGAUUCAGUGCACCAUGGUGGGUUCGGCUGGUGGAGACCCAGUCACUCUGUCCCCUGCAGACCUUGGAGGAGAUUGCCGAGUUGCAGGAGGACAUCCGGCACCUAGAGGAGGAUCUGCGGAGAAAGUUUCUGAGCUUGAAGCUGUCACAUACCCGGCUGGAGUCCAGAAGCUACCGGCCCAAUGUGGAACUCUGCCGAGAUCAGGCACAGUAUGGCCUCACCGACGAGGUUCACCAGUUAGAGGCAACCAUCAGUGCCCUGAAGCAGAAGCUGGCACAAGCACAGGAUGCUCUAGAUGCCCUACACAAGCACCUGGCCCGGCUGCAGGCUGACAUCGCCUGCAAGGCCAACUCCAUGCUGUUGGACACCAAGUGCAUGGACACCCGUCGGAAGCUGACAGUGCCAGCUGAGAAGUUUGUGCCUGAGGUGGACACCUUCACCCGCACCACAAACCGCACCCUGAGUCCACUCAAAAGCCGCCAGCUGGAGCUGGCCUAGCCUCAAGGGGGUAGUGGGAGAGGGAGGUUGGGUGGGAAAGGAAGAGAGAGGGGAGAGAGACUGAAAUUAAUAAAUGCUCCAGACUGUU
Loxodonta africana (African savanna elephant) is the source of this 1811-nucleotide messenger RNA. It is a transcript of the gene TEKT2, whose product is annotated as tektin 2. Gene Ontology annotation, biological process: cilium assembly; cilium movement involved in cell motility. Gene Ontology annotation, cellular component: microtubule cytoskeleton; nucleus. The transcript has 8 exons. The record is from RefSeq and is a predicted model, not a curated record. NCBI's taxonomy places the organism in Eukaryota, Metazoa, Chordata, Mammalia, Proboscidea, Elephantidae. Bases 293 to 1723 code for a protein of 476 amino acids.